UAGUCCGAUUACUAGUAAUUAGACAACGAUCUUGUUUUCACUGAUGCCAUUAAUGAUCUGCGUAGAAUUGUUCCAUUGACUUGAAGGGAGAGAAGAGACGUCAUUAUUAGGAAGUUAGGGCGUUGUUCGUUACUCUUCUUUCUCGCAGAAAUGCCGGAAAGUUUUCGCCAAUGCUGUAAUGAUAAAAGGCCAGUGAUAAACGCAAUCCGUGGACAUAAGCUUCGGAAUAAGCAAGCUUAGGGCAGACCGGUUCAACGGCGUCGCUUGGAAACUACAUCAGUCCAGUCUUGUCUCUCAUCAAGUUAUCUCGCACCUCUAAGUGCUCUUUCGGUGCACUUAACAGCACUUCAUCAGAUCUUAGAGAUGGAGGAAACCGAGUUGGACCGAAGAAGAGGUAGAAAUUACCAAGUGCGUAAGCGACCUCAAAAUUGUUAAUUAACAUUAUGAAGUUACUUGGAAUAAAUGGAACAUAAUUAUCAAUUAAUACCAGAUUCGUCUUUCCCCGUUAAAUUCUACGAGAGUUGUAUUGUUUAAUCUUAUCAAAUGAGUUACUAGAAGGGGUAGUAAGACAUUUUUAAGAAACAAUCGCACGCAACUUGAUAAUUACUGUCGGGGAAGUGUAUUCUUUCUUAAAAGGAUUCUUUUCAAGGAAUAUCAGAAAUCCUCUCUUUGAGGUCAUCAAAGUCUGCAGAUAUAUCACUCACUGAUGUCUUUUUAUCUUCGAGAAAAUAUGACUGAAGGUCUGAUAGCGUUAUCGGCCACCUAGAACUUGCCCCCAGCAAAGUGCCGAGGUUAAUUAGUUUAGGCAUUUCUGGAAUCUGACUUUCAACACAUGAGGCGUGUAGAGCGCCCACGACAAGUACAUAUAUUCACAAGUUUACCGGAGAAUAAAAUUAAAUUAAAUUCCUUCAAUGGAAAACUUAAAAAGAAAGGAAUAAUUUAACAGCUCUACUAUGAACAAGCCUUGAUCUAUGGAACGACUUUUUGACAACAAUUGAAGAUUUAUAUUUUUAUUAUAAAUCAGGCGAGUCCUACGCAUAUGCUAAUUGUCCAUAGAAAAAAAUCUCAUGAUCGGUUCCGUCUCUCACCGAUCAUUUCAUAACUCGAGUAUAUAGCAUUACGUGUUUACGCACUUACGCGACAUACGCAUAUUUUCAUUUUUUGCACGAUUUAGUGGGACGAAUACACGUUUACUGACAGUAUCCUUUCAAGUCAAUUUUAUGAUUACACAGCUCCGUUCGUGAUUAUAGGCUUUGCGGAGCAUAUUAUAAAUCGCGUCAUAUCACUCGCGUUCUGAUCGGAAACUGCAAUUAUUGUACGUUUAACGUGCGGGUUAAACAUGUAAUUAAAGCAAGGAAUGUAAUUUUGUACUCUGUUGUAGUGUGUCGAUCCGUCGAAGAUGAUGAAGAUUAACUCUUCAAAUGCUGAUCGGCUUCAUUGCAAAUUUGUCGGUUCUGGGACCAGCAAUGGGUAUGGGUUAUAGUGCCAUUGCACUUCCUCCCCUGACUUCCCCAACGAGCGAAUUAAAAAUGACACAGAAUCAGGCAUACUGGAUAGCUAGCUCUGCAGCCGUGAGUGUCCCAGCGGGCUGUUUAACUUCGAGUUUCCUGAUGAGACGAGGAAGGGUGCCGACUCUCCUUACGACGUCGAUAGUUUCCUUGGCAGGAUGGCUCCUCAUCUACUUUUCGGCAAAUUACGAGCAGAUCGUCAUUGGGCGUAUUUUAUCUGGAGUGGCGAUAGGAUUGGCUUCAACCCCAACAACUGUUUACGCAGCAGAGAUAGCGUCCCCCAAAUUAAGAAGCACAAUGGUGACCUGGACGAGUGUGGCAAUCGCAAUUGGCAUCCUUGUCGUGUACACUGUAGGCUUCAUCUUCGAAGAUAACUGGAGGAUGGUAGCUCUGAUAUGCGGAAUCUUCCCUUUUCUUGCCAUCGUUUUGCUUCUCGCGCUGGUCCCAGAAUCUCCAAUAUGGCUGCGGGAUAGAGGACGCCUCGACGAGGCCAUCGAGGUGAUGAAGAAGUUCCGAGGAACCCCCAAGGGCAAACCAGCAACUGCAGAAAUCCUCGAAGAGCUUGACGUUAUGCGGAGGAACAAGGAGCUGAAGUGGAAGCACAUCUUCAGGAGGAGCUCCCUGAUGCCGUUUUUCGUGAUGCUGAGCUACUUCUUCUUCCAGCAGUUUUCUGGCAUCUUCGUGGUGGUGUACUACGCGGUGGACAUUGCGAAAGAGGCUGGAGUGGUUGCAGAUGGAUAUUUGGUGGCGGUGCUAAUCGGUAUCACGAGGCUUUUAGCAGUCUUAUUGGUCUGUUUCGCCUCUAGGAAGUUCGGUAGAAGAAAACCCUCCAUCUUGUCUGGUGCUGGGAUGACGAUUUUCAUGGGGCUCUUGUCGAUUUAUGUGCUACUUCUGGAUAAAGGUUACAAUAUCAACGAUGGCGGAUUUCUACCCAUCUUUUGUCUCCUGGGGUACAUCUUCGCCAGUACUUUGGGAUUCCUUGUGAUCCCCUUCGCGAUGGUCGGAGAGAUUUUCCCAUCCAACGUUAAAGACAUCCUUUCGGGGGUCACGACUGCCUUGGCUUAUGUCUUCAGCUUCUUCACCGUCUUCAUCUAUCCAUAUAGUUUGGAGACCAUGGGGAAACAUGGGGUUUUCUUCUUCUACGCCGCCAUGUCUCUUUUGGGCACGGUCUUCGUCUUCACGCUUCUUCCUGAAACCAGAGGAAAGACGCUUUCAGAGAUUGAAGAACUCUUCGUGAAGAGAAACAAAGAUGCCGAGGAACCGGAGAAGAAGGUCUUCACCUUGAGGAGUGUCACGGCUGAGUCUUAGAAGUCUCGAAGUGGAGUCGUCACAGAUCUCUUCAGCGAACAUGACGACGGAAUGCGACUUGACUUCCUUCGAGGUUAUUUGUACUGAAACCGAAGAAGUUUUUAUUUAUUUUUCUGAAGCCAGGAAUUUCAAGAAGUAGAUGAGGACCUCAUCCCAAAAAUGUGUUUCCUGAAGAAGGGAAGACCGAUAUCCCAUUUAUCGGGAGGGAAAUACGUUUUUCAACUAAGAAUGAGCGUUAAUCAAGAAAAACGUGCGCACAAGAUCGAAGCGAAUCCAAAUGGAGAUACUGCCUCGAUAUCUUGACGACGUAUCAAGAAUUUAGGCGACAAAUUACCGACACUAUAGUUAUUUUAAAGCCUGCAAAUCUAUCGGCAAAUCGAUAGAGCUGUUAACAAAUUAGCCGUAAGUUAGUAUUUAAGUAGACUGCCAAACUGUCAACUAAGAGUGUCCCGAACAAUGUAGCCAGAUAUUAGAAUAUCGAGUUCUACAACAACGAGCUAGUUAACUUUUCUACUAAUCGAACUUACGUCAAUUAUUGCAAACAAUUGACACUGGUAAAGGUUAAAAUACGUAGCGGACAAGAUUACACCCCAAUAGCGAAUAAUCGUGUUUGAUACAUUUUAUUAAUAAAAUCUUAAAUAAUAAAUUAACAAAUGGAGUAACAA
Orussus abietinus is the source of this 3481-nucleotide messenger RNA. RefSeq names its product facilitated trehalose transporter Tret1-2 homolog. The record is from RefSeq and is a predicted model, not a curated record. Gene Ontology annotation, cellular component: membrane. The coding region runs from base 1422 to 2816 and encodes 464 amino acids. Gene Ontology annotation, biological process: transmembrane transport. Gene Ontology annotation, molecular function: transmembrane transporter activity. Lineage: Eukaryota; Metazoa; Arthropoda; Insecta; Hymenoptera; Orussidae. The transcript is spliced from 5 exons.